UAAAUGUAGAUGUCUGCUGCUGGUGUUUGCUAAACCCUAGUUUGCUAACCAGCGUUUUUCUCUCGGCGCGUGCUGCAGUGGUGGUGUAGUGUUUAUCAGACAAGAUGAAGUUCAAUAUCGCGAAUCCCACAACUGGUUGCCAGAAGAAGCUCGAGAUCGAUGAUGACCAGAAACUCCGGGCAUUCUUUGACAAGAGGAUUUCUCAGGAAGUCAGUGGAGAUGCCUUGGGAGAGGAGUUCAAGGGAUACGUGUUCAAAAUCAUGGGAGGAUGUGACAAGCAGGGUUUCCCAAUGAAGCAGGGAGUUCUUACUCCUGGCCGUGUCCGCCUUCUUCUUCACCGAGGCACACCAUGCUUCAGAGGAUACGGCAGGAGGAAUGGAGAGCGUAGAAGGAAGUCUGUCCGUGGAUGCAUUGUGAGUCCGGAUCUUUCGGUAUUGAAUCUGGUUAUCGUGAAGAAAGGGGAGAACGAUCUUCCUGGGCUAACUGACACCGAGAAGCCGAGAAUGAGGGGGCCGAAAAGGGCAUCAAAGAUUCGCAAGCUGUUCAACCUCUCCAAGGAGGAUGAUGUCAGGAAGUAUGUUAACACCUACCGUCGCACCUUCACAACCAAAACCGGUAAGAAGGUUAGCAAGGCACCAAAGAUACAGAGGCUGGUGACUCCAUUGACCCUUCAGAGGAAGAGGUCGAGAAUUGCAGAGAAGAAGAAGAGAAUCGCAAAGGCGAAUGCAGAUGCUGCUGAGUACCAGAAGCUUUUGGCAACCCGCUUGAAGGAGCAGAGGGAACGUCGCAGUGAGAGUUUGGCAAAGAAGAGGUCGAGGCUGUCUGUUGCUUCCAAGCCUUCUGUUGCUGCUUAGGCUCUCUCGUUUUGGUGAUCUGGCAUUGUAGUAGUCGAGGGAACUGUUGUUUGUUUAAAUUGUUCAUGUGAAGCUCGAUCAUGUAACCGGGUGGAUUCCAUGCUUAUCUCCGUUGGCUUUGCUCUCUCAUCCUAUCAGCACGUGUGUUCUCUUUCUGUUUC
Molecule: messenger RNA, 1015 nt
Organism: Tarenaya hassleriana
Lineage: Eukaryota; Viridiplantae; Streptophyta; Magnoliopsida; Brassicales; Cleomaceae
Product: 40S ribosomal protein S6-like
Exons: 6
Coding region: 105-854 (249 amino acids)
Biological process (GO): translation
Cellular component (GO): ribosome
Molecular function (GO): structural constituent of ribosome
Source: RefSeq, a predicted model, not a curated record